UCGUCAGCUCCACUCCCAGCCGCCUGACACGCGAGAAGAGAAGCCGCCUCUUCCACCUGAGAGGGUCGGAGGAGGGGCUGACUGGAGGUGCGGCCCGCCGGCUCUUCGCCCGCUCCCCAUUUUCCGACAGCCAGCCGGAGAGUGCUUGAACUUAAGGGACUCCAGGGGGGAGCAAAAAGGCCGGAGCGGCUGAGGCGGCAGCCAGAAGGAGGGGCGGACCCUCCGCACAUACAGCCCCUUCGCGCCCCCCGCCCCCCUUGGCAACAGCGCCGCUGGGACUCCGUCCAGAUUUCCUCUCGGCUGCCUGUGGAGAGCCGCUUGGUUUCCUUGUCUCUCCGAUGUGCAUCGCGGAAAGCGCUCAGGCGGGCUCCCGCUGAGGAGAAGGAGGAACUGCAGCUUUGCGACGGGAGCUCGCAGAUUAUGCUCACAAGCGGCGGCGGCGGCGGCACCACCAGCAGCAGCAGCAGACUCCCACAAUGAGAGGGGAGAUGCUGUUCCUCACUGCACUCCAUGCCACGCUCUUGGCUUCAGCGCAAGUUAUGGCUCAGAAAAGGGAGAGAGUGGUCUGCUCCAAUGUCUACACGGCCGACAUUGUGUUCCUGGUGGACGGAUCCUCUAGCAUUGGAAGAGCCAACUUCCAAAUGGUCCGGAACUUCAUGGAGGGGCUGGUUGCCCCUUUUGUCAACGUGGUGGGUGAGAGAGGGGUGCGCUUUGGAGCUGUGCAGUACAGUGAUGAACCCAGGACCGAGUUCGCGUUCUCCACAUACCGCAAUGGGACAGCAGUGAUGAGGGCUGUCCGAGAGAUGGCCUACAAGUCUGGGAACACGCGGACAGGGGCAGGCUUUCGCCAUGUAGCAGAUAACUUCUUUGGAGCCAGUCAGAUCCGGCCUAAUGUUCCGAAGAUCUGCAUCCUCAUCACAGAUGGAAAGUCUCAGGAUGAAGUUGAGGGGACAGCUGCAAAGCUGAAGGAUCAAGGCAUUAAAGUCUUUGCUGUGGGCAUCAAGAACGCGGACAGCAGCGAGCUGACCAAAGUGGCUUCCACCCCCACGGAGGAUUAUUUCUUCUUUGUCACUGACUUUAAAAUCCUCUCAACUCUCUUGCCGCUGGUGUCGCGGAGGGUGUGCAGCAGCACCGGGGGCAUCCUACAGCCAGCAGGUACAGAGACAUAUGGUGGCCCCUCGAAUUUGGUCUUCCUGGAGCAGGGAACAGAUAUGCUGAGGAUCCGUUGGACGGCGGCUAGUGGUCCUGUAACAGGCUACAAAGUCCAGUAUGUGCCUCUUACAGGCUUGGGGCAGCAAAUAACAGCUGAGAGGCAGGAGGUUAGUUUGGGACCUGGUGAGACGAGUACCGUGCUACGUGGUUUGAGGGGAGGCACAGAUUACCAGGUGACUGUUAUUGCUCAGUAUGCCAACAGCAUUGGAGAAUCCGUGUCCGGCAAAGGACGUACUCAGGCCGUGUCUGGAGUAGCAAAUUUCCAAGUGUUGGAUGCAGGACCCUCCUUCCUUAGGCUGUCCUGGGCCCCUGGUCUGGGUACCCUACAGGGCUACAGGCUCACGUAUCUGGGCAGAGGUGAGACUCAGCCCGAGGAGAUCAGUCUUGGGCCCAGUGCGACUUCAGCCUUGCUCAGCAACCUUCGCCCCAACACUGACUAUAUGAUCACACUCUAUCCCAUCUACCCCCGUCAGACAGUGGCACCUGCUGUGAUCAAUGGCCGAACGUUGGGUUUGUCAGGAGUGCAACAACUGUCUGCCCUGAACAUCUCCUCCCAGGGCAUGCUGGUGACCUGGCGGGGUGUGAGUGGAGCAACGGGAUACCGUGUUACCUGGGGCCUCCUCUCAGGUCAGGGUGUGCAGAGAGCUGAUCUGGAUCCCAGCAAAAACUCCUUCUUGUUGACUGGACUGCAGCCUGAUAGUGAUUACCUGGUGACUGUUGCUCCAGUCUUUGGGCAGGUGGAAGGGCCAAAAGCCUCCAUCAGGAGGAGAACAGAAGCCAUUAUACUCCAGACUCUGAGAAUCGUCACUAUUGAUCCAACGUCUAUCCAGUUGGCCUGGAACAUCAUCCCUAGCGCCCGAGGUUAUCGGCUGGAAUGGAGAAAAGCAACAGGUUUGGAGCCCCCCAGGACUGUGACACUGCCCACCAAUGAAAACAGCUACACUCUGACAGGGCUGCAGCCAGGCACUGAAUACCACAUCACUCUCUACACCUUGUAUGACGGCAAGGAAGUGGCCACCCCAGUUACCAUCUUGCAGACUGGGGUGGCACAACCCGUGGGCAGCAUCUCUGACUUGAGGGUCACUGAGACUUUGGGGAACAGAGUCAGACUGGCCUGGACGGGUGUCCCUGGGGCCACAGCAUAUAAAGUUGUGCUGCGCAAUACCCAGGAUGGCACAGAGAAGACACGGCGUAUCCCAGGCUCCCAGACCACCGAGGACCUGACUGAUCUGAAAGAGGAUGUGGUGUAUGUGGUGCGUGUGUCAGCAGUUAUUGGCAACCGUGAGGGUAGCGCUGCUCCUCUCAACAUCCGACUCCAACGCCCGUCUGUGGGCAGCAUCACCAACCUACAAGUGGCUGCCCUUGGACCCAGUCAAUUGCGGGUGACGUGGAAUCCAGUUGCCGGGGUGACCGGAUAUAAGGUGACAUGGAGGCAGAGAGAUGGUCAAGAGUUCUCUCAAGUCCUUCCAGCUAAUAGAAACUCCUACACUAUUGAGGGCCUGAGGGCCGGGUCUUUCUAUCUCAUUGGGGUCUCGGCCUUGGUUGGCAACAGAGAAGGGAGUCCGGUUACCGCCACAGCUACAACAGCCCCUGAUCAAGUGGGAAUGGUCACCAGCUUACAGGUCCUGGAGUCUCGGAGCACGGAUGUGCGAGUCACAUGGGUUGGUGUGCCCGGAGUUACAGCCUACAGAAUUGUGUGGGGCCGCAGUGAUGGUGGACCUGAAAACAGCAAGCUGGUCUCGGGAAGCACCAAUUCCUUUGAUAUCCAGAACCUGGAAGGCGGAGUCAGCUACACUGUGAAGGUCACUGCACUGAUUGGCAACCGCGAAGGAGACCCCGUGUCUAUCAUUGUCACCACACCGAUGGUCUCAGCUCAGCCUGUUGGGAAUCUGCGUGUGACCGACUCCUCUGAAAAGCACAUCCGGGUUGAAUGGAGCCCAGCACCAGGAAGCACAGGCUAUAGGCUUGUCUGGCAGCCGGCAGAUGGUGGACCAGAGAGGAGCCAGCUGCUUCCGGCCAAUGUCAACACCUAUGACAUCAGAGACCUGCAGCCAGGAGGGCGUUACGAAAUCCGCAUCACCAGCCUGGUGGGCAACCAGGAGAGCAGAGCUGUGGCUGUUGUUGCCAACACUGCAGCAGUGGGUCGUGUGACCAACUUCCGGGUGGCAGAGACUCAAAGGGAUGUUGCGAUUUUGACCUGGACUCCAGUUCCUGGGGCCACUGGCUAUCUCCUCACCUGGAAAUCUCCACGAGACGAAGGGGAAGUACAGAGAACGUUACCUGGGUCUGCCACAUCACACCAAGUGUCUGGCCUCCGCCUGGGCAGGAGCUACACCUUCACCAUCCGCCCGCUGUUUGGGAGCAUCACAGGUCCUGAGACUUCUGUGACUGACCGCACAGUCUGCCAAGACGCCCGCAGAGACGUAGUUUUCCUCGUGCAUGCCACUCGAGACAAUGCCUACAACGCAGAGGCCGUGCAGAGCAUCCUCUCCAACACUGUAUCUGCACUGGGCCAGUUGGGUCCUGGUGCCACCCAGGUGGGCAUCAUGCUUUACAGCUACCGAGGCCUCCCUUUACUCCGGCUCAACCGCUCUAGUGACUUGCCAACAGUCCUGCAGUUUAUCCGCUCGCUGCGCUAUGAUGAACCCAGUGGCAAUGCCAUUGGAGCUGCCAUCAAUCUUGCCAAGAGCGACAUGCUGAGUCUCGCUGCAGGGCGCAGACCUGGUGUGCCUGGGACCCUGGUGAUCCUGGCGGAUGGUCCAUCCAGCGAUGAUGCCAUUGGGCCAGCCAGGGAUCUCAAGGCCGCAGGAAUCCAGGUGCUGGCUGUUGGCAUGAACGGGGCUGACCGCGAGCAGCUGCGCCGCCUGGUGACCAAUGAGGACCGGCGCAAUGUUUUCUUUGUGAGGAGGGAUCUGAGCACUCUGCCAGAGGCGGAAGAGGGGCUUGCCAACGCCCUCUGCAGGGCAGCCGACACUGAAGGGCCUAGACCAGAGCCCUGUACGGUGCAGUGUCCUAAGGGUGAGAAGGGCGAGCCUGGUGAGAUUGGACGGAAAGGACGCAUGGGACUUCCUGGGCCUUCUGGAGAUCCGGGGCGCAAUGGGAUCCCAGGUCCUCCAGGCCCAGUAGGACCUCGGGGUCCUCCAGGUGAUGUCACUGAGCGGCGGGGUGAGAAAGGAGACAGGGGAUUCCCGGGAGCUGAUGGAUUGCCAGGGAAUCCUGGCCGCCCUGGUGACCCUGGUUCUUCUGGCCAACCAGGCGGCCCUGGCCUUCCUGGACUCCGAGGACUCCCAGGAGAGCGUGGAGUGAUUGGCCCAAUAGGGCCAAAGGGAAGCAAAGGUGAGCCGGGGGAGCCUGGAGAUAUUGUAAACGGAGGAGGUGGGCUUCCUGGCCGGAAGGGGGAGCCUGGCAAUCCGGGAAGCCCUGGACUUCCUGGAAUUCCUGGGUCCAGGGGAUCAUUUGGUGAUCCGGGACCUCCUGGGCCUGUGGGACCUCCUGGGCCUGUGGGACCUGCCGGCGAGUUUGUCAAGGGAGAGAAGGGCGACCGAGGUGAGCGAGGCCCUCCUGGACCAGGAGACGGGGGUGUGGUCAGAGGAGAACCAGGCCCCCCAGGUGUGCCAGGAGAUCCUGGGCCAAGAGGACCUCCUGGGCUAGCAGGACAGAAAGGAGACAAGGGGGAUGGAGAAGAAGGUUUUCCUGGACCACCUGGACGGCCUGGAGACCCAGGAGAUCGAGGCCCUAGAGGACCUCCAGGUGAACAAGGAAGCAAGGGAGACCGAGGGCAGCCUGGUGAGAUUGGACCACCAGCAGAUAAGGGAGACCGUGGAUUACCUGGCCCUGAAGGAGAGAAGGGAGAGCAAGGACCUGCAGGUCGUCAAGGUCCAUCUGGCAGAGAUGGCUUACAAGGGCCACCUGGCCUUCGAGGAGAAAGGGGAGACCCAGGGGAACCUGGACUACCCGGGAAACCCGCUUCCAGUCUGUCAGGAAUCAAGGGGGAGAGGGGCCCUGUAGGACCAGAGGGGCCACCUGGAUCCAGAGGAGAUGCCGGGAGCAAAGGAGAGCGUGGGCCACCUGGACUUGGUGUCCCAGGCUCACCUGGUCCAAAAGGAGAGCAAGGGGACAGGGGGAUUGUUGGUUUGACUGGCAAGACAGGUGCAAAGGGUGACCCAGGAGACCCGGGUGAGAGAGGAGAACCAGGAAGACCUGGACUUACUGGACAGAUGGGACAGAGAGGAAAAGAGGGUGAAAGAGGUGAUAAAGGAGAGGAAGGAACCCCAGGUGAGCCAGGUCUACCGGGCAAACCUGGCGAGAGGGGUCUGCGGGGUCUGCCGGGAAGCCGAGGGCUCGCUGGCGAAAAGGGGGACCAAGGUGACCCAGGUGAAGACGGGAGAAAUGGCAGUCCUGGAGCACCAGGGUCAAAGGGCGACCGAGGAGAUCCUGGUCAGCCAGGACCCCCAGGCCAGACAGUUGGACCUGGAGGAGGAGGGCAAAAAGGCGAGAAGGGGGAGCCAGGGGACCCUGGAGAGGAUGGAAUGAAAGGUGUCAAAGGAGAUGCUGGUUUACCUGGCCUGCCAGGAGAACGAGGAAUUGAAGGCUCCAGAGGUCUUCCUGGAGUUCGUGGUGACCCUGGAGACCGAGGGCCUGUGGGAGAGAAGGGUGACCGAGGCCCUCCAGGGCAAGAUGGCCGGAAUGGGUUAGAUGGGAAGCCUGGUCAAACAGGACCUGCAGGCCCAAGGGGUGAUGCUGGGAAGCAGGGUGACCCUGGCAGAGAUGGUCUCGCAGGUCUGCGUGGCGAGCAGGGUCCUCCUGGAGCAAGUGGCCCCCCAGGACCUCCAGGAUUGCCUGGCAAGCCUGGCGAUGACGGCAAACCUGGGCUGAAUGGGAAGAAUGGUGAAGGUGGGACUCCAGGAGAAGAUGGGAGGAAGGGGGACAAAGGUGAAGCUGGAGCGUCUGGCCGAGAUGGUCGUGAAGGUGUGAAAGGAGAGCGAGGGACCAUCGGGCCUCCAGGCCCCCCAGGGCCAAUGGGUGUUCCUGGCAUGCCAGGGCAAGUUGGUCCUCCAGGCCAGAGCAUGCCAGGCCUCCCAGGGGUUUCAGGACAAAAGGGAGACAGAGGGGAGCCCGGAUCCAAAGGAGAUCAGGGAAGACCAGGGGAAGCUGGGCUUAGAGGUGAACCUGGAACAACACCGAAUGUUGAACGUGCCUUAGAAGCGAAUGGAAUUAAGAUUUCCUUACUGCGAGAGAUCACUGGUGCCUAUGAAGGGAGUUCUGAUCAAUUCUUGCCUGCCCCUGUUCGCUGGAAAGGCAUGAAGGGUGACAGAGGAGAUCCAGGAGAGAGGGGGCCAGCAGGUAGAGAGGGGCUCAUAGGCUUCCCUGGAGAAAGAGGCCAAAAGGGAGACAAAGGAGACCAAGGCCCCCAAGGCCCAACAGGGCGUGCCAUUGGAGAGCGGGGGCCAGAAGGACCAUCUGGCCAGCCAGGGGAGCCUGGGAAACCUGGAAUACCAGGGGUGCCAGGCCGGGCAGGAGAACUUGGAGAGGCUGGGAGGCCUGGAGAAAAGGGUGAUCGCGGUGAGAAGGGUGGACAGGGAGAGCCGGGCAGAGAUGGCUUACAAGGGCCACCAGGACCACCAGGACCCAGGGUGGAUGGAGUGGAAGGGGGCCUCCCGGGGCUUCCAGGAGAGCGUGGGUCUGCAGGACCCAAGGGAAGCAAGGGAGAGCCAGGAGAAGAUGGCGAGAAAGGCUCUAGAGGCGAUAAGGGUGAAACUGGGCAGAAAGGCGAGAGAGGCGAAGCCGGCGAGAGAGGCAGGGAUGGCGCUCCAGGCCUUCCAGGAGAAAGAGGCCUUCCUGGCCCAGAAGGGAAAGCAGGCUUGCCAGGCUUCCCCGGAGUUCUGGGCAGACCGGGUAACCAGGGAGAUACUGGACCACCAGGCCCUCCUGGUCCUAUUGGCCCUCCGGGCGCUCAAGGUCAACCUGGAAUAAAGGGCGAUGCAGGAGAGCCUGGCUCCAGCAUCCGAGGUUCACCGGGUCUCCAGGGGAAUGUUGGACUCCCAGGACCAAUAGGACCACCGGGACCCGCAGGUCAACAGGGCCCUCCAGGGUUGCCAGGACAAGUGGGUGAACCUGGGAAGCUAGGUGUGCCAGGAAGGGAUGGAGUGCCAGGGAAAGACGGGGAACCUGGACUGCCUGGGAAAAUGGGUGUCCCAGGACCAGCAGGACCUGCCGGACCCAAAGGAGAAUCCGGGGAUGCUGGGCUCCCAGGACAAAGUGUUGUGGGGCCUCCUGGAGCAAAAGGCGAGAAGGGUUCACCAGGUGACUUUGAUGGGGAAAUUUUUGGGAAACCGGGUCCCAAAGGUGAUCGAGGCAUUCCAGGCCCUCGAGGAGAAAAGGGUGAACCUGGGAAUCAAGGAGAUCCUGGAGAUCCUGGAGAAGAUGGAUCCAAAGGAUCACCUGGGAUCAAGGGAGAAAAGGGUUCACUUGGGAUUGGCCAACAAGGACCUCCUGGGCAAACUGGACCUCCAGGAUUAAAGGGAGACCCUGGCUUGCCUGGACCCCCAGGACCUCCAGGUUCACCAGGCGCAGCUGGGAUUCCAGGCCAGCCAGGUCUGAGAGGAGAAAACGGACCAGCUGGCCUUCCAGGACCUCCAGGAGAGAGGGGUCAGACUGGCUUUCCUGGAAGAGAGGGCACUGCAGGACCUCCAGGUCCACCUGGACUACAAGGACCAGUGGGUGCACAAGGCAUUCCAGGAGUGAAAGGUGACAAGGGGGCCACAGGUAUUGGGCAGCCAGGUGCUAGAGGCGAGCGAGGAGAUCCAGGACCCCGGGGUGAAGAUGGGCGCCCAGGGAUGGAAGGAGAUCGUGGGCCUGCGGGGCCUCCAGGAAACAGAGGGGAGAGAGGUGACAAAGGAGAUGUUGGGCUCAUGGGGCCGAAGGGAGACAAGGGUGACACUGCCGUUGUGGAGGGCCCACCAGGUGCUCGGGGGAACAAAGGGGAGCCGGGAGACCGUGGCCUAAAAGGGAUGGAAGGUGACAAAGGUGACAAAGGAGACCAAGGCAUCUCUGGAGAGAAGGGAGCGAGAGGUGAGCAGGGAGAGAAGGGGUCAGCAGGAUUCCCAGGAGCACGUGGUCCUGGUGGGCAGAAGGGAGAAGUUGGUGCAUCGGGAGAACCAGGAGAGCCGGGCCAACCCGGGAAGGAUGGCAUCCCAGGCACCAGAGGGGAGAAAGGAGACAUGGGUCCUUUUGGGAUGCGAGGUCCAAAGGGGGACCGAGGGAUGAAAGGAGCCUGUGGCCAGGAUGGAGAUAAGGGGGAGAAAGGAGAGCCAGGCCUGCCAGGCCGAAUGGGACUUGCUGGAAGGAAGGGUGACCCUGGUGAUGUGGGCCUGCCUGGAACCCCAGGAAUCCCUGGGAAAGAAGGCCUCAUUGGACCCAAGGGUGACAGAGGAUUUGAUGGCCAACAGGGAUCCAAAGGAGACCAAGGAGAAAAGGGGGACAGGGGUGCUGCAGGCAUUAUUGGCUCUCCAGGACCCAGGGGCAGUGAUGGACCACCAGGGCCCCCUGGACCCCCUGGCAGCAUUGGCCCAAAAGGCCCAGAAGGGAUUCAAGGGCAGAAGGGUGAGAGAGGGCCACCAGGAGAGUCCGUUGUAGGAGCCCGUGGAGUCCCGGGUCUGUCAGGAGAAAGAGGGGAGCAGGGAAGUCCGGGGCUUGAUGGCCUCCGAGGAGAGAAGGGAGAUCCUGGAAUGACGGAAGAAGAGGUCCGACUGUUUGUCAGGCAGGAGAUGAGUCAGCACUGUGCUUGUGGAGGCCAGUUCUCCCCUCCUGAUCGACGUCUCCUCCCCAACUAUCCAUCCACCCAACCGUUCCCAUCUGUCAAUGCUCAAAUAGUCCCUGUGCUUAAGUUGUCCCACGCUGAGGAAGAGGAAGGGAGCCAGACACGACACGUAGUGAACGUAGAUGACCCUGAGUAUGAGUACAUCUACACAGAGGAGGACUAUGAAGAGGGCCUGGGAGCAGAUGGGACAGAGAGCCCUAUGCUGAGGGAUGCUGAGCCAUGCUCCUUGCCCCUGGACGAGGGAGACUGCAGCAAAUACACAUUAAGGUGGUACUAUAACCAAAGAGUGUCAGAGUGCCGGCCCUUCAUCUACAGCGGUUGCAGGGGGAAUAGCAACCGUUUCCAUUCCAAGGAGGACUGUGAGCUUCAGUGCAAGUCAUAGGCUGCUGCAGGUGGCAACACAUUGGAUCAGAACAGACGUGUAUAAACUCUGAAGUGGGUUUUGGAUUCUGGGAGAACUGACCAAAAGAAGAGUUCCGGCUCCUGAGGCUCCCAAACUAUUCUUAUCCUGCAAAAGGUCUUAGAGUUACACCCACAGAGUACAUUUGGUCUGAGACUCAUCUUGCAGCCAUUUCUACUGCCUGCAGCACAGUUACGCGUGUUUGUGUGUGUGUAUUUUGUAUGUGUAUGUGUGGGCUGCUUCAGCUGGAGCAGAGAAACGGUGCUAUUCUUUUUUUAAAAAAGUAUUUUGGUUGCUCUUGAUUUAUUUUUUAAAUUAAGGUGAAAUUUUUAUCAAAUGAAAAACAUAUGCAUAACCUCUUUUAUAUAUAAUAUAAAAAGAAAAAGAAAAGACAUAUUUUAAUUAGAGCUCUCUUAACUUAUUUGAUGCUGGCCGACUGAUGACACAUGGAAUGUAUUAUAUAGCCAGACCAAACUGAUUCUCUCAAUUCAGGUUUGCAUCCUUUAUGAGCUUUUCCUCUUGCUCCCCUGUACUGGGGGGAGCCAAAAUGCCCUUUCUGUUGCAAUAAGAAGUGCUAUGAGUAUCUGAAUUCAGAAGUCCAAUGAUGCAUUACCAAAGCUGCAGUUCUAGUGACGCUCCAAAGGGUUUGUUUCUGCAACUCUUGACCCCCACCCAUCCCAGCUUGUCAAAUGAGAUGAUUUGCUACAUCUGCAAAUCUGGUAGGAGAGUUUGUCACUUGGGAUGGAUUAAUAGGGUGUUUCUUAAGGACCUGACCAGGAGGAAGAAUCUUCUAAUUAGCUUUCCCUCUUUCUCUCUCAGAAUCUUCCAAUGCCUGCAGUGUAGGUACACCUCUUCGUUUUUCGGCUCUAGGCUUUAAAUCUGCUUUGGGCAAAGUAACCAUACAAGAAAUCAUAUGCAAAGUAGAUGAAGUCCAAUCUUACCAAAACCCCUAGAGAUAUCACCUCCAUGAAAAACAGGGAAUUGAAAAGAAUGGAACCUGAGUUCCCAGGCAAAUUAUUUGUUCAGCGGUGCCAAUGGCAAUGGUGGUUCCAUUUAGCUAUUGUGAUUAAUAGCCAUUAAUAGACCCAUUCACUGAAUUUGUCCGGCCCUUCUCACAUCCAGUGGCAGUGAAUUCCAUAUGUUAACUGCAUUGUGGCAAAAGGGGCUUCCUUUUUUCCAUUCUGAACCUACAGAUUGUUCUGAACGUCAUAGUAUUUCAUCAUAUUUUAAACAACACUGCUGAUUUUAUAAACCAUCAUGUUCUCCUUUAAAUGGCUCGAUUUCUAAACAAGAGUCAAAUGCUAAACCUUUUCUUAUAGGUGAAGCUGUUCAGUGCCUUGAUCACUUUGAUUGUUCUUUCCCAUCCCUUUUCUAAUGCUAUUCUAUUCUUUUUGAGAUUGGGCAACCAGAAUAGUAGUAAGCAGUCUUCCAAAUGUGGCUGUGCCACAGAUUUAAAUAAAAGCACGAUGAAACUGACAGGAAUUAUUAGGAAAGAAAUUGCAAAUAUACUUAGCAAUGUUUUUUUCAGCGUUGCUGCACAUUAAGCCAACAUUUUCAGUUAUCUCUUUCCGAGGUAGUUACUCAACCAAUUCAGAUCCCACCAAAAGGUAUAAUUGAUGUGUGUUUUUUUUGCCCCCAAACCUUCUAAAAUACUGUUGUGGUUGUAAACAUAUUUUUUUUGUCAGAACCUAUGGGGAAACACCCUCCUGUGUAAAUAUCACUCUUAAAAAAAGGAAUUCAUUUGAAGAAGUUUCACCUUAAUCCUGAACAACAAGCAAUAGUCUCCAAUAAACAAUAGCAUUUUGGAAGAUUCCAAACAAAAAUCAGAGCACAUGUAUUUUGUAUGAGGGGAUUCUGUAUGAAACACUUGUUUUUUAUGUUUUACCUGCUGAACAAUAUUAUGGAAAUAAUCAGUGAAAUGCUGAGAAUGGUGCUAUGCUGUUAUUAUGUUGCUACCACUACAGGGCAUUUUAAAAAGCUUGGCAAUCAUGUGCAUUUCAACCUUGUCUUUUUGUUAUCACCUUUUCCCAACAACUAAGCUUGCUAUCUCCUCUCUGCUCAGUCCUGCUUCUCUCUUUACCUCCUCACUCUUUGGCAUCCUGUGUGAUCUUACGAUCAGUGCAGAUUCAGACAAAGCGGCUGUUUUUUAAAAAUACCUUUAAAGAAAAUAGGGAAACAGCUAAAUACACAAACAUAUGGCAUGUGAAGAACAUAAGAAGAGACCUUCUGGAUCAGGCCCAUGGCCCAUCGAGUCCAGCAUUCCUGUUCUCACAGUAGCCAACCAGAUGCUUGUAUGAAGCCUGCAAGCAGGACCUGAGCCACAACACUGCUUUCGCCACUUGCGAUUCCCAGCAACCGAUGUUCAGAGGUGUAUUGCCUCUGAUAAUGUUUCCCACUGAUGUCCUUGUGGAUACUAUCUGGUGCUAUUACAGUAAUUAUUUAGUCAUCAUGUAUAUAGGAAAGCAGCAAUUUAUAACCCACUGGGUCUGGUCUGGAGUAAACAAGUUGUGGGUUGUUGCCUUUGAAGGGUGGCUAUUAAAACACCCCAAUCUUAAAUGUGUUUGUAGAAGUACCUUUACUUUUUAAUGGAAUUUACUUCCACCUUUUGGGCACUAUCCAGAGACCAUUGGGCAUGCCUAUGUCCCCUGGAUCAAGUACACAGUACCUAACCACAUAUGCACACCAUUCGAAAUCAAUUGGCUUAAGCACACUUAACUGGUGGAUUGUUGUCUUAAUUCCUGUUGGAUUUCACUAGAACCUGUGAAAGUUUUAAGGUGGUAGCCAAACCCACUGGUUUAUUAGAGUGGUACUUCAUAGUUAAGGCUACCAUUUUCCUGUUGAGCUCUCUUGAGUUUGCAGAACAUCAGGCGUGAUGCCACCAAAUUGUAAUUCUGCUUGCUAGCUCCAGAGAGACUCUUUAAUCCAGAGGGACUCUGACAAUAAUCCCAGCCCUUUCCCAGUCCAUGAAGAGAUGUUGCUUGUCUUUUGUAUUUCUGGUAUGCAAAUGCAAUCAGUUGUAAAGAUGGCCUCCUAAAAUCAGAGAAGCAGAUCAUAACAAGCACAGCAAUUAAGUGCAACAGGUGACUCAGG
Lacerta agilis (Sand lizard) is the source of this 12521-nucleotide messenger RNA. RefSeq names its product collagen type VII alpha 1 chain (gene COL7A1). The record is from RefSeq and is a predicted model, not a curated record. Lineage: Eukaryota; Metazoa; Chordata; Lepidosauria; Squamata; Lacertidae. The transcript has 120 exons. The coding region runs from base 477 to 9413 and encodes 2978 amino acids. Gene Ontology annotation, molecular function: serine-type endopeptidase inhibitor activity; protein binding.